This is a messenger RNA of Dentiscutata erythropus, 637 nucleotides long. Lineage: Eukaryota; Fungi; Glomeromycota; Glomeromycetes; Diversisporales; Gigasporaceae. The record is from the annotation of a GenBank genome assembly.
AUGAAAUUCUUAAAAAGUUUAUUUUUGAUUACCGCUUUACUUUCAGCUUACGUAUUUGCUGCUCUUCCAAAUCCCGGAAGUUUACUUAUUGCGCCAAUUGCUGGAUCGCAGCACGUUUCUGGCCGUAACAUUACCCUCACUUUUAUUCCUGGUGCAGAUUGUCCUCCAUCUUUUGAUUUAAUUAGAAUUGGUAGAGCGUAUGUAAAUGAUUAUCAUGUCCUCGACACUAAUAUCCAAUUGCCACCAGGCCAAAAUCAGUAUACUUUCUCUUACACUAUUCCUGCUGGUCUACCCUCCGAUCCCAGAUUUGUUAUUGGUGGUGGUUCUAAUUGGAAUGUACAAUCUGCAACUUUUGCUGUUAAUAGGCCAAACUUUGGUGUUGUCAUUAAUAGACCUAGUACCAGACAAAGUUAUAGGGCUGGCCAAAGGGUUAAUAUCGCUUGGCGGCCAUCAUCGAGAACUUUAUAUCGAUCCUCCAAUAUAACUCAAUUUCUAAUAUUUGAUAAUGUGAAAAAUACUUGGACUCCUAUCUUGGAUCAAUCUGUUCCUGUUAACUCAGGCAAUUAUAGACUUACUCUUCCUAAUUCUCUUGCAAAACAAAAUGGCUAUCAAUUUGGAAUUCUAGUUGAACGUAAUG